GAGGGAAGGAAGGAGGGAGGGAGCGGGGCUGGCCGCAUGUCCGGGCCGCGGCGGGUGGCUCUGCUGGGACUCGGCCUGCUCCUGUCCAGGGCGGCGGCGGGACACUGUCCGGCCCGGCUCUGGCCGCCUCCCCGCGCCAUGCAGAGCGCCGCGCCCGUCCUGAAGUUCCUGGGGCAGAAAGAAGCCCAGGCCAUCGACCAGGAGCUCUUCGAGGAGUACAAAUUCAGCGUGGACCAGCUAAUGGAGCUGGCGGGCCUCAGCUGUGCCACGGCCAUUGCCAAGGCCUACCCAGCCAGCAGCUUCACCAUCAGCCGGCCAGCGGUGCUGAUCGUGUGCGGCCCUGGGAACAACGGCGGAGAUGGACUAGUUUGUGCCCGUCACCUGAAAAUGUUUGGCUAUCAGCCGACCCUCCAUUACCCCAAACGACCCAACAAGCCACUUUUUGAAGGUUUAACCACCCAGUGUAAGAAGAUGGAGAUCCCAUUCCUCACAGAGUUCCCAUCUGAAGCUGCCCUCAUCGACGAGGUCUACGGCCUGGUGGUGGAUGCCGUCUUUGGGUUUAGCUUCCAGGGCGCCGUGCGGGAGCCUUUUGGUACCAUCCUGAGCACCUUGGAGAAGGUGACCAUCCCUGUGGUCAGCAUCGAUAUUCCUUCCGGCUGGGACGUGGAGAAGGGGAAUCCUGACGGGCUGCAGCCGGACAUGCUGAUCUCGCUCACAGCCCCCAAGAAGGCGGCCCAGCACUUCCAGGGCCGCUACCAUUUCCUGGGGGGCCGGUUUGUGCCCGAGGCCCUGCAGAAGAAGUACGCACUCAACCUCCCGCCCUACCCAGAGGCCGACUCCGUCCUGCGCCUCUCCUAGAGCCGGCCCAGCCCCAUCUGCGGAGGGGGGCCUGGGGCUGCAGGGCCGCACCCCUUCCCCCCACCAGGAGCCCAGAGCCCGGGAGAGGCUGGCCGGCUUGUCUUUCAGAUCUUGCCCAGGAGCAGCUCCGGCUUAAGUCUCUGGAGGAGGCUUUCUAUACAUUUUGUCUUCCUGGAAUAAAAAUAUGCUGGG
Messenger RNA from Thamnophis elegans (Western terrestrial garter snake), 1050 nucleotides. RefSeq names its product NAD(P)HX epimerase (gene NAXE). The transcript is spliced from 6 exons. The record is from RefSeq and is a predicted model, not a curated record. Gene Ontology annotation, cellular component: mitochondrion. Bases 37 to 858 code for a protein of 273 amino acids. Gene Ontology annotation, molecular function: NAD(P)HX epimerase activity. NCBI's taxonomy places the organism in Eukaryota, Metazoa, Chordata, Lepidosauria, Squamata, Natricidae.